Messenger RNA from Rubroshorea leprosula, 532 nucleotides. The record is from the annotation of a GenBank genome assembly. NCBI's taxonomy places the organism in Eukaryota, Viridiplantae, Streptophyta, Magnoliopsida, Malvales, Dipterocarpaceae.
UAUCCCCGAUUCAGUCCCUCAACUUUCAUUUUUGGACUAAAACUACCCUCAAACUUCAAAAAGUACUAAAAAAAUCCUUAAACUUCAAUUUUUGGGACCAAUUUUGUCCUUCCGUCAGUUAAUUGCUGACGUGACAAAAUUUUCGGUUAACAAAUUCAAUUUUUAUUAAUAUUAAAUAUUACUUUGAAAUAAAAUGAGUGAUGUUCGAAGGAACCCAGCACCAACGCGCGGGUUCCUCGAACCCAGGCGCGGGUUCCUCGAACCCACGCGCAGGUUCCUUGAACCUAGGACGCCUGGGUUCCAAACCCAGCGCCUGGGUUUGAGUCGAACCCGCCUGGGUUUUUUUGUUGUGUUUCUUUGUUGGCUUGCAAUCAUGCUUGAAUGGGAUUUAGAGUUUUGUGUUGCUUCUGAUUGCUUGAAUUUCCAGAUCUAGUUACUGUCGAUGUUGAUUGAAAGAAUGUUGUGUUUUCUUUACAGAUCUGAUAUACAUUUGUAAAGGAAUUGAUUUUUUGAAUCAAAUCUAUUGAUCAUU